Anthonomus grandis grandis is the source of this 1728-nucleotide messenger RNA. RefSeq names its product nedd8-activating enzyme E1 regulatory subunit (gene APP-BP1). Lineage: Eukaryota; Metazoa; Arthropoda; Insecta; Coleoptera; Curculionidae. The transcript has 8 exons. The record is from RefSeq and is a predicted model, not a curated record. Gene Ontology annotation, biological process: DNA damage response; ubiquitin-dependent protein catabolic process; protein neddylation. Bases 77 to 1684 code for a protein of 535 amino acids. Gene Ontology annotation, cellular component: cytoplasm; nucleus. Gene Ontology annotation, molecular function: NEDD8 activating enzyme activity; ubiquitin activating enzyme activity.
UUUGACAACUGUUUGACGUCUAUUUGUUUUGAUAUUUUAAAAAUAUAUAAGUUAGCAUAGAAGAAACUAGAUAAUCAUGUCCUCACCGGCCCCAAAAUCCCCAGAACAGACUGAUAAAAGCAAGAAAUAUGACCGACAAUUGAGACUCUGGGGGGACCAUGGUCAAAAACUCCUGGAAAACUCCAAAGUUUGCUUAAUAAAUGCCACAGCACUGGGCACAGAAAUCCUUAAAAGCCUGGUCCUACCGGGCAUAGGCUCCUUCACUAUUGUGGAUGGUGAAAAGGUCACCGAAGAAGAUAUUGGAUCCAAUUUCUUUUUAGAAAAUGACUCCGUGGGACUGUCCAGGGCACAGGUGGCCACCCAGUGCCUUCUGGAGCUAAACCCCGAUGUCAGGGGGGACUACAUUGAUGAGUCUGCCGAGCAUAUCAUAUCAAACACCCAGAAUUUCUUCAAGAAUUUCGAUGUUGUUAUUGGCACAGCGCUGUCUGAAAAGGUUCUUCUAUCUCUCUCGAGACACCUCUGGGAAUGCGAUGUUCCCCUUCUAGUAUGUCGUAGCAUAGGCUUCCUGGGGUACAUCCGCUUACAAAUCAAAGAACACACCGUCAUAGAGGCGCACCCGGACAGCGAGAGUCCAGACUUGAGGCUGGACAAACCGUGGCCAGCCCUCAAAGAAUACCUGGACAGCAUCAACAUCGAGCAGCUGGACCAGAAGGAGAAAAGCCACGUGCCCCCCUUGGCUAUUUUGCACUAUUAUCUGAAUAAAUUCAAGGCUGCCCACGAUGGUAAAUUACCGGAAACCAGAGCGGAAAAGGAGCAACUGAAGCAAAUGAUUAAGGACAGCGGCCACUCGGAGGAGGGCAACAACAGAUUUAUCCUGGAAGAGAAUUUCGAGCAGGCGGUGCACUAUGCCAACACUUGUGUGAACACUAGGGCGGUGCCAGAUCACGUGAAGGCCAUAUUGGAGGACGACAGCUGCAUAAACUUGACCCAAACGAGCUCCCAAUUCUGGAUCAUGUGUUCUGCCUUAAGGGAAAUGGUGGAGGCAGAGGGGGCGCUGCCCCUAAAGGGCACCCUGCCCGACAUGGCCGCAGAUACCCAGAGCUACGUCACGUUACAGAAUAUUUAUCAGAAACACGCUCAAAACCAGGCGGAAAGCAUUUAUAGGAGGGCCACGCAGCUGGCAAGGAACUUGGGGUUGCCUCAGGACACUAUUACUGAUAGCGAGGUCAAGUAUUUCUGCAAACACUCGAGCGAACUGCACCUGAUCAGGGGCAGUUGUAUAGCAGACGAAUAUGAAAAAACCAGCCUGGACUUGAGCUCUUAUCUAGAAGACCCUGAUAGCUUGAUCUUUUACUAUGUGAUGCUCAGGGGCUUGGAGAGGUUCCUUGGGGAGUUUAACGCUUAUCCCGGACAGCUGGAUGACCAAGUGGAGCCCGAUAUAUUAAAAUUAAAAAGUAUCAUAGGGAAACUGCUUAACGAAUGGGGCUAUUCGCAUGUCUUGAGGGACGAAAGGGUGCACGAGGUGUGCAGGUAUGGAGGGGCGGAGCUCCAUUCGGUUUCCUCCAUUUUGGGAGGCUGCGCCGCCCAGGAGGUUAUCAAAGUGAUCACCCACCAGUAUAAGCCGUUGAAUAACACUUUCAUUUAUGAUAUUAUUAAUUCUACUUCCGGCACUUUUUGCAUGUAAUUAUUAUGAUGCUUUUAGUGUAUAAAUAAAUAUUAAUUAAUAAA